UAGCGCGCACGCGGGGUCGCAGUGGAAAGGUCGGCAAGAUGGCGGCGGCGGUGGUGGCGGCGGCGCGGGGGCGGCCGCCGGGGCGCGGGGAGGUGGCGGCGGCGUGGGGGGCUCUGCGGGGAGCGCGGCGGCGGCCGCCGCCCCUCUGCAGGGGCCUGGCCAAGGCGGCGGGCCCGCGCAGCAUCCGGCAGGUGCGGGAGGCCGAGGAGGCCGCCCCGGUGUUCCAGUACGUGGGCAGGGCGGCCCGGCGGAAGGACCGCGUCUUCGUGUGGGGCUUCUGCCACUCGGGCGCCCUGGGCGUCCCCAGCUUCGUGAAGCCGGACGCGGGCUGGAAGAAGCCGCGGCGGAUCCAGCCGACGCCCUACCGCCUGGAGACGGAGGAGAAGAUAUCCUCUGCUGCCUGUGGCUAUGGAUUCACGCUGCUGUCCUCUAAUACCACUGACAUUACCAAAGUAUGGGGCAUGGGCCUCAACAAGGAUUCCCAGCUUGGAUUUCAGAGAAGCAUGAGAGAUCGAACUAAAGGCUACGAGUAUGUCUUGGAACCAUCUCCAAUUGCGUUACCACUGGAGAAGCCACAGCAGACUCGGGUCUUGCAGGUAUCCUGUGGGAGAGCCCAUUCCCUGAUCCUGACAGAUAGUGAAGGAGUCUUCAGCAUGGGAAACAACUCUUAUGGACAGUGUGGCAGGAAAGUUGUUGAAGAUGAAGUUUACAGCGAAAGCCAUGUAAUUCAUCAGCUGAAGGAGUUUGACAGCAGAGUUGUCCAGGUUGUGUGUGGGCAGGACCACAGUCUGUUUAGAACAAAGAAAGGUGCAGUGUAUGCGUGUGGAUGGGGAGCUGAUGGACAAACAGGUCUUGGACACUACAAUAUCACCAGUGUUCCUACUAAGCUACGUGGUGACAUUGCUGGAGUAAACAUUAUCCAGGUCACUUCCUAUGGGGACUGUUGUCUGGCUGUUUCAGAUGAGGGAGACCUCUUUGGUUGGGGAAACUCGGAAUACCUGCAGUUGGCAUCUGUCACAGAGACCACACAGGUGAACAUUCCCAGACACUUGCCAUUCAAGAUCGGCAAGAUAAAGGAGGCUGCAUGUGGAGGGACUGGCAAUAUUGUUUUAACUGAAGAAGGAAAUGUUUUUGUCUGGGGAUAUGGAAUUCUUGGGAAAGGACCAAACCUAAUAGAAACAGCAGUGCCAGAGAUGAUCCCACCUAGCCUCUUUGGCUGGUCGGACUUCAAUCCAGACAUCCGUGUUGCUCACGUUCGCUGUGGACUUGGCCAGUUUGCGGCACUUACAAACAGAGGAGAACUCUUUGUAUGGGGCAAGAAUCUAAGAGGAUGCCUGGGAAUUGGAAGACUGGAAGACCAGUAUUUCCCAUGGAGGGUGACUGUACCUGGUGAGGUGGUGGAGGUUGCAUGUGGAGUUGAUCAUAUGGUAAGCCUGGUUAAAUCUUUUACCUAGUAAUAUUGCUCAGCACUGUGCCUAGAAGAUGUGGGAACUUGGUGAUGAGCUUCUUGGAGAUGAAGACUUUUUUUCUGUGAAACGGGCAAGAAGUGACUGUGAGCAGAGGCAGCCUGGAUGUGUUGUCACCUCUGCGUCAUUGAAAUGCUGCAGUCUGGCUGGCUGCGGGAGGAGGUGCUUUCCCCGGGGAGAGGGGGAAUGCAGGGAGUGCUCUGGCUGGUUUAUGACGAGCUCCUGAAGAAUCUGAGGCCCGGACUCAGAGGUGAGUCUCUCUAUGCAAAAGGAUGAUAAAUAUAUCUCUCAGGGAAGACUGGAAUGAGAAGAAAUCUGUAGCACAGGACAUUCAUUUAUGGACUGGUUCUCCCUGUCACCAGCUCUCUGCUGUCAGUGUUGGACUGAGACAAACUAUUUCUCAAGGGAAAGCUUUUCAAUUACCAUUUUUUAUUGUGGAAGGGGAGUUGCACUGGCUUCUGGAGUCCAGCCAAGCUGUCCUCAGCAUCUGCCACCAGCCGUGCUCUGCCCAGGCUGCUGUUCUGUGUGGAUGUUGGACGCGCAGCUAGCGGCCUGGAGGCAGAUAGUGUGUUCUCAUCACAGGCGUUUGCAGGCUCUCCACAUGGACUCUGAAGACUGAGCACCAAAGGAAAGCAUUCCUUUAACUGGAAGAGUAAGGACUUGUCUGCAGGGGAAGCUACUGUUAAAUAAGACAGCAUGGAAAGAUAAAUCAUAUACUGUCCACACUGCUGUUGCUGUGUGCACAGACAGAGACAGCAACAGUAGCGAAUCUAACCUAUUUAUGGACGGAGGUCAGGAACAAAGCUCCCUCUUAACUACGUGCACGACUGGUGCUCAGGCAGUGGAAAUGAGCAGAGCUUUUUUUUCAUCAACUGCCUUUGUCUUUGUAUGCUGAUCACAAACCACUGCCUUUGAUUUCUGGAAGUCCCUGCGCUCUUUCCUGUCUUUGGCAGUAUAGUGACUCUCAGUCACAAAGAGCCCUUUGAAAUUAGUCAGCCUUUUCUGUAGUGCCUAAGCGGGGAAGGGGACUUAAUGGGCAAAAAGCAGAAUUACAGCAAAACCUUGUUUCUUGGUGGCUUCCUAGGAGAGAAGUUGUGAUAAGUGCAUUUAGGACAUAGUAUCUAAAGGAGAUGGGAUCCAGCAGCCGUAUGUACUCAUGGUGUAGCAGCCACUUAGCAAAUCUCACGCUCAAGUGUGGGGAAACUGAUUGUUCCCUGUGAUGUACUGCAGACAUCAGACAGAGUUGUAUCUUCUCCCUCUCUGUGCUGGAUACUUACACUGUGUAAAUUAUUUUGGCAAAAUCCAAGUUAAUAUAUUUUAAAUAAAGUGAUUAUAAUGUCUGUA
This is a messenger RNA of Dromaius novaehollandiae (emu), 2810 nucleotides long. RefSeq names its product RCC1 like (gene RCC1L). The record is from RefSeq and is a predicted model, not a curated record. Gene Ontology annotation, molecular function: guanyl-nucleotide exchange factor activity; rRNA binding. NCBI's taxonomy places the organism in Eukaryota, Metazoa, Chordata, Aves, Casuariiformes, Dromaiidae. Gene Ontology annotation, cellular component: mitochondrial inner membrane. Gene Ontology annotation, biological process: positive regulation of mitochondrial translation. The transcript has 11 exons. The coding region runs from base 39 to 1454 and encodes 471 amino acids.